ACCUCCCCGCCUGGAGCUCACGGCUUCGGCUCUUCCUGACGUGGCGAUCCGCUAAAGGUCCGCCGGUUCCUCCGUGGGCCGCGGUGAUUGGGUGGACUAUCUUUUAGGCAAUAUUGACGGAAAAUGUAAAUACACAGGUGGUACCGGCAUGGGGGCGACAGUGUGGUUUAUGUAAAUAAAACAGAAGUGAAACCGUGUCAGUCUGCUCUGGUGUCCAGGCGCAAACGCGCUCAGACGCGAUGUUUGGCAGAUAGUUGGAGGAGUUUGGGGGUUUUAAUACGAGGUGACAGCCGCGCAGUCAUGCCUCAGCUCUCGGCCACCGCGGUGCUGCAGCUCGUGCUGCUGCUCACCGCCGUGCCCGCGCAGUACUUCAUCUCCCGCUGGAGCGGAUCCACGCCGGCGCAGCGCUACCACGCCAGCACACGGUUGCUCAGAGUCUGGAGAGACUGGAGAACAUCUUUCUUCAACGCCACAGCAUGGAUGGACUGGGCAGACCAGCAGAUAUCCAAAGUCAUGUCUCUGGUUGGCUUGGAGCAGAAAGUGUCACAAGACUUGCUGGGAGUAGAACACAUGCUGUUCGACAAUGAUGAGGAAUUCUUUGGAGCCUCGAAGACGGUGCGCAGCCCUCGCCCUCCGUACGUGUUUCUGCGGGUUGGAGAGGUGGUGAUGGAGAGGAAGGGCCACAUGGUCGGGGUGGUGGUGGGCUGGGACCCUGAGAUGCGAGCCCCUCCACAGUGGGUGGACAGAAUGUAUUCCAGCUCUGAGAGCCCCAAAGCAGAGAAGACACCUCAUUAUAAAGUCCUGUUCAGCGGGCCCGGCCCCACCUCUGUGAUGAUUGGAUACUUGCCUCAGACACAACUGGAGCGCAUCACUGGGAUGAGGCCGGACUUUCCCACCUUGGAGCAAUACUUCUCACAUUUUGAUGGCGAGCGUUUCGUCAUGCUGCCCUGGCUCAGAGAGCUCUACCCCGAGGACGGGAUGGAGGACGACUGACUGCUCGUCUGUGUGUGUGAUCAGAGAGGUGACAUGUAUGUUAGAAACACCAGAGGAAGCGUGGCUAUGGCUUCUGUGUGUGUUUCUGACUUUUCAAAGGUGUUUCAGAGACCUAUUUAUGUGGUCUUAAAUUCUACUUGUCUAAAAAAAAUCUACUGGAAUGUGUCAGUCAGUGUUGAAGUGAGCAGAUUUGAGCAGGAUGUGAGGAUGUCUUCUGCAGAUCUGGAGUAACUCUGGGAUUUACGAAAUGUUCUUUAUCUUUAUUUCUUUGAGAUGUACAAAUAUAAAGUGUUUUAAUUUAAUGUGCCAAAAAAUAGAGCAAAACAUUUAAUUUAAAGGGACAGUUCACUGCCAAAUCGAAAAUACACAUUUCUCUUUUUACCAGAGGGGUGUACCAUGAAGCAAGACUGGGUCAGUGAGGUAUGUUGAGCCUAAAGCCGCAGUUUUCUGUGUCAAAGUAGGCUCUCUAGAUCACCAUGGUGACUCCUGCUGCACGGCUAACCUCUCUGAGACAAGUUUAUGUUCAGAGUUUAGGCCUUGAAAUUGGCUAAUUAGUAACUUUCACUAAUCAGUUCCUUUGGAAAUAGCUUCACUUUAUGGUCAAUCUACGUCCAGCACAAAUUCUCAGCUGAGGGAAUACAAUAUAAAUACAUUUGAUCAAACCUUUUAAGCUGUAAUGUUACAUUAGUAAUGCUAUCAAAUGAAGCUGUUCAUUUACAGUAGCAUUUACUGUAUGUAUCACGUUACAGAUUUUUUUUUUUUUUUUAGCCACAGAAACCUGCUGUAAAUCAGUGAUGCAGAAAAUCAGAGCAAGAAUAUUGUUUAAUUUUAAUCUCAAGGUUGUCGUUGAUCUCACUGAACUACUGAAUGUUUCUGUAGUGUUCUCUGGUCCAUUUGCCCACAGUGGCUCUGAUGCCUCCAAUAGAAUCACAUGCAGCAUUACAGGCUACAUUAAUAGUUCAGUAUAAUAUUAAUGAUGACGUUUACUUGCAUAUGACAUUCAGUAUAAUUCCUUCAACGAGCUGCCAUGUUAGACGUAAAUGGAAGGAUAAAAUAAAUAUAUUCACUUGUGAAUUCACACGAUUAGUUAUUUAGUGCCAGCAUUCCUCUCACCUUAACUGAAGCCACAGUGUUGCUUUUUACUGUGUUUUUGAUAUUGUUAAAAGGCGGAGGUAGGCGGUAUGUGACCACUUUUUAGAGACAUUUGAGAAAGAAAGCCUAUGUAACAGAGCAGGGUGAUAACCACCUUUGUGGUACACAUUAUCUCUGACUGAGGUUUUGGGGUUUGACUAACCAGCUCACGCAAUGACAGCCUUGCUUUGUCAAACUUGCCUUGUGGUACACCCCUGUGUUGUGCUAUUUAUCACUCUAGAAAUUUUGGUGUGAAUUGCUGAGUGUUGGAGAUAUCAGCCGUAGAGAUGUCUGCCUUCUCUCCUGAAUAAUGGAACUAGAUGGCACUCAGCUUGUGGUGCUCAAAGGGCCAAUAAAAUACACUGGAAAAACUCAACAUCAGUGUCUUGUUACAGACGUCAUGACCUGGUUGCUCAAAAUAUCCACAGAACCUGUUGUGAGCAGUUUCAUGUAGGAACUAUUUUCUUUCUACUGAACGACACCUGCCAGCUGUAUCACAGCAAAUAAGGAAGCCUGCAUCUACUGCUAGAUCACCUAGCACCACUGAGCUGGCUAAUGUUACAGCUCAGCCGAGGAGGACGCCAUUAAUGUUUACUAGGGCUAGGGAAAAUGAUUCACUUUUAAGUAUUGCAAUUUUUCUUUCAACAAUUUCUAAAUACAUUUUUGAUGUCUGAAUCGAUGUCAUUCAAAUGCAGAGGUUAAAAGAAGUCGCCACUUUUACUGUGGUAGUCUAUGAGUAACACGACAUCAUGGGGUUUGCACCAGCUGGAACUGAGUUGCUACAGCAGCUGCUGAGUCUCUGGUGCUUUCAUGAAAACAUCUGUUUAUUUACCACUAUUCUAUACAGUAUAUGGUGCUGCUGAAAUAAGAGAAAGACUGACUGAUAUGAAAUGUGCAUUGUUUUUGCAAUUAUGCGUCAUGAUAUUUAGUCUCGAGAAGUGUAUGAUUUACCUUUUUCCCAUGGCCUAGUUGUAAACAAAAAUCAUGAUAAAUCGUAAUCUCAAAUCGCAGUACUUCAGAUAUGUAUUGAAUAUUGUAACUUAAGUAUUGCGAUAGUAUUGAAUUGGGAAAUGAGGAUAUUGUCCCAACCUGGUGUCCCAACGCUUCCUCCUGCACAGUGAUACAGUUGGUGGGUGUAGUUUGGUAGAAAGAAAAUAGCUCCUACAUGA
Epinephelus lanceolatus (giant grouper) is the source of this 3293-nucleotide messenger RNA. RefSeq lists its product as uncharacterized. NCBI's taxonomy places the organism in Eukaryota, Metazoa, Chordata, Actinopteri, Perciformes, Serranidae. The record is from RefSeq and is a predicted model, not a curated record. Gene Ontology annotation, molecular function: DNA binding.